Messenger RNA from Emys orbicularis (European pond turtle), 3398 nucleotides. It is a transcript of the gene DHX40, whose product is annotated as DEAH-box helicase 40. The record is from RefSeq and is a predicted model, not a curated record. Bases 91 to 2337 code for a protein of 748 amino acids. The transcript has 18 exons. NCBI's taxonomy places the organism in Eukaryota, Metazoa, Chordata, Testudines, Emydidae. Gene Ontology annotation, cellular component: intracellular anatomical structure. Gene Ontology annotation, molecular function: RNA binding; helicase activity; ATP hydrolysis activity.
GUCCCUACUGUGGGCCUUGUGGGGAGUAAUGGGGCCCCGCCCCGCGUUACUGGGGCUUUGACGGGGGAGAGCACUCAAAUUGUCGCCCGAAUGGAAAGAAAAGGCAGUUGCCGAAAGGAAAAAGACAAAGGAAACUCAGACUUCAGAGCCCUCCCUAUUCACAGAUACAGGAAGAAGCUAGUUGAGGCUGUGAGAGACAAUUCAUUUCUUAUUGUGACUGGGGAGACAGGAAGUGGCAAAACUACCCAGCUCCCUAAGUAUCUAUUUGAAGAAGGCUUUGCAAAGCAUGGAGUGAUUGGUGUGACUCAGCCACGCCGAGUAGCUACCAUGUCUGUGGCUGAGAGAGUGGCUGAGGAGAUGAACUCUUCACUGGGAAGCAUAGUGGGAUAUCAGGUUCGCUUUGAUGACUGCACCUCUGAGGGUACUGCAAUCAAGUAUAUGACUGAUGGCUGCUUACUGAGACAGGUACUGGCAGACCUCCAUCUUACCAAAUACAGUGUCAUUAUACUGGAUGAAGCCCAUGAGCGGAGCUUAAGCACAGACAUUUUAUUUGGCUUGCUGAAGAAACUGUUCCAACAAAAGAAGCCUCCCAAGAGAAGGAAAGCCCUGAAGGUGGUGGUGAUGUCAGCCACCCUGGAGGUAGACAAGCUCUCAGAGUUCUUUGGAGGCUGCGCAGUGGUGGACAUUCCAGGAAGGAAUUAUCCCGUCAAGGAGAUAUUCUGCAGCCUGCUUGGCCCAAAGGAUGCAGAAAGCUCUGCCUAUGUUACAGAGGCUGUAAAAGUGACCCUGGAUAUCCACUUGAAUGAGUCAGCAGGAGACAUCUUGGUUUUUCUAACUGGACAAUCUGAGAUUGAAAGAACGUGCGACUUACUUUUCCAGAAAGCGGAAUCUAUUGAUUACCGCUAUGAUGUGCAAGAUUGUUCUGUUGAAGGUUUGCUUAUCUUACCGUUGUAUGGGUCAAUGCCAACAGAUCAGCAGAGAAGAAUAUUUUUGCCACCUCCUCCAGGCAUUAGAAAAUGUGUCGUAUCCACAAACGUUGCUGCAACAUCUCUGACCGUUGAUGGAAUCAGGUAUGUCGUUGAUAGUGGAUUUGUGAAGCAGUUAAAUCAUAACCCCAGGGUUGGCUUGGACAUACUGGAGGUGGUUCCCAUUUCAAAGAGUGAAGCAAUGCAACGAGCAGGCCGAGCUGGCAGGACAUCAUCUGGAAAAUGCUACAGGGUGUACAGCAAGGAAUUCUGGGAUCAGUGUAUGCCUGAUCACAUGAUCCCAGAGAUUAAGAGAACUAGUCUUACAUCUGUGAUCUUGACCUUGAAGUGCCUUGCCGUACAUGAUGUCAUAAGGUUCCCCUAUUUGGACCGCCCCGAAGAGAGGCAUAUUUUAGAGGCUCUUAAGCAACUUUACCAGUGUGAUGCUAUUGACAGGAGAGGCCACGUGACAAGACUGGGAGAGUUUUUGGUGCAAUUUCCUCUCCCUCCAAACCUGACCUGUGCUGUCAUAAAGGCAGCUUCUCUCGACUGCGAAGAUCUAUUGCUUCCCAUAGCUGCGAUGUUGUCUGUCGAAAAUGUCUUCAUACGACCUGGUGACCUUCAGAAACAAAAGGAAGCAGAACUCCGCCACCAGGAACUGUCAUUAGAGGCAGGAGGAUGCAAUGAUUUUGCAACCCUUUUAAACAUCUUUGAACAGUGCAAAUCAAGCAAGUCUCCUGCAGCUUGGUGCCAGAAACACUGGGUCCACUUCAGAGCUUUAAAAUCUGCUUUUAGUGUGGAAGCACAACUUCAGGAAAUAACCAGUAAGCUUAAACAGCUGUCAGACUUCCCAAGAGAGCGUUUUGAUGGCUCCAAAAAUGAGAUACUCAGAAGAUGUCUGUGCACGGGGUACUUCACCAAUGUAGCCAGAAGGUCCGCAGGCAGGACGUUCUGCACAAUGGACGGACAUGGUAGCAUAGUCCAUCUUCAUCCUUCAUCAGCACUCCAUGACCAGGAACCUCAACCUGAAUGGAUCAUCUUCCACGAUGUCCUGGUCACAUCUAAAAUGUAUGUGAGGAUGGUGUGUCCUAUUCGCUAUGAGUGGGUCAAAGACUUGUUGCCUAAGUUGCAUGAAAUUGAUGUGUAUGAACUGAGCAGUGUGGCACGGGAAGAGGUGACCGAGGAGGAAAUAACCAAGUGGAAAAACAAGGAAGAUCUCAAACGACAGUAUGAAAAACUAAAAGAUGACUCUGCAAAGAAGAUGGAGAAAAGGAAUGAUGAUAAAUCAAUACAGGAUGCCCGAGUGCGUUACCUCCAGAGAAAACAGCAAAGGGCACAGUGUAUAAAUGCCAUGCUGAAGGAGAUGGGUUAGUACAGUGAUGAGUACUCUAGCAAAGGCACUCAGUGCAAUUGCUUGUUGAUAAGCUUGCAGCAUAACCACGCCAAAAAAAGAAAAGAAAAGGUGAGAACUGAAGGAAGCUGCCAGUUCACGUGGAGUCUGUCUGCUUGGGGGCACAGCCUGAUACUCCUUGCUGUUUUUGUGACAGACAGUGAGGAAAGGUUAAUGAGCUGAACUUUCAUUGCCAUGUGUCUUAGGCAGUAACUUAUUCACUGCAAAUGUGGCUGAAGAAGCAGUAUUUACAGCCUGUUCUAUGUCACUCAGUUGGAAUUGGAGUUGGCCUAUAAAAAGGGGCAUUGUGUCAAUGCAAUUUUUAAUCACAUUUUCUUGAAAACCUUUUGAAAUAGAGUAUAACUGUCCAGUGUUACAUUUUUAAAAAGAUAUGUAUUUGUUUUAUUUCCUUUUGUAAAUUGUUGGCUUAUAGGAUCUGUGUGAUCGUUCUACUAAAUUAUGUAUAAUUACCAUUUUUAAAUUGUAUACUACUUCAUGUGCUCUUUUAACGAUGGGAUAAUAAGAAUCCAAAUUAGAAAGGCUUAUGUCAUUUACCUAUGUUCUGCCUCAUGCAGGAUCAUUACUUACUCUGUAUUUAGCUGUACCAUACACAGUGAUUGCUUUGGCAUUAAAAUGUCUCAUUUGGAUGGUUUUUUUUUUUUUGUAAAUGGAUGUUUGCGUUCUUGCCAUCAAGGCACAGCCUGUUUGUCAUAGGGAAGUUGCCCCGCAUUGCUAUCAUCUAGUUGGGAAAGGAACAGCAGUCUGUCCAUUUCUCCUUUCCAGAUGGUUACAUCCCACAAUCCACCAACAGGCCACCGCCUCCUCAGAGCUGUCUGAUUUAAUGUUAGAAUGUGUUUUUUUUUUAAAUGAUGAUGUUUUUUGAGAAGCAUUUAUGGGGUAAAAAAGGUGUCUACAUUCUUGAAUCAAGGGUAACUGUGGAAAGAUGCUCCUCUUCCAGAUGUCUGUCUACUUUCUAAUAUUUGUCAUCAGUCUGUGUUUAGGCUUGAUGUAGGGCAUUAAGAAGGGGUGUAAUGUUUCCCUGC